AUGCCAGCGAAAGACAUCCGUUAUCUCGGGCGCAACGGGUACUCAGUCUCCAACACCACAAUUACCAAACUAAUGGGACCAAACAGAGUCGUUGUACCGCUAAUUUUACGGUUUCACGUGAGUUUUUAAUAUUUUUUUUGAAUCGGUGACGCCAGGGAUGACUGAACCGAGUUGGGCGAUUGGGGAAACCGAAAAGUAUUAUUUUUCUUCGAUGCAAGUGUGAAAUUGGGAUAAUCGAGGGUGGCGAUUUCGAAAAUGACAUUCGUUUUUUUUGAUAGUUACUUUUUUCUUACGUAGUACUGUAAAGUAGUAAUUUUUUAAAUUUUUGUCAUAAAUACUCGAUUGAGGGGUUUUCGAUGGUGCUGAUUUCGAAAAUUUUAUUCAUUUUUUCUGAUUUGAAAUCAGCACCAUCGAUGACCCGAAUCGAGUAUUUGUGAAAGAAAAUCAAAAAAUUACUACUUUGCAGUACUACUUAAGGAAAAAAGUAAAGAUAAAAAAAAGAAUGUCAUUGUCAAAAUCACUGCCCUCGAUUAUCCUAAUUUGACAUUUGCAUCGGAGAAAAGUAAUACUUUUCGGUUUCCCCAAUCGUCCCAGUUCCAUGACUGAAGAAAUAAGAUCCUCUGAACCUUGGCGAAAGUAUCCUGUUUUUAUUACAUGUAGUGCCUAAUUUACACCUUCCGACUUGUAUUUAAUCGAGCCAAAAUUUCAGCGUCCACCACCUGAAGGCUUCCGCGUGGGAGUCGGCAAAAUUACGGCUGAAAAUUUCUUCGAAGACCGCAAUCUCCCCACAGAAUUGUUCGCAUUCCUCGAUCUCAGCUCAGUCACGAAUGUCGCAGAAUUUAUUGGCGGUGAGCACAUCAAUUUGACGUUCUACAGAGAAAGCCCGAACAGUCUAAGGGUGAGUGUUUCGGGGACAUAAUACUAGGUCAAAUGGGAAAUGGGUGGGUCAUUGGCAUAAACGUGAACUUUUUAUGAAACGAAUUUUACGUUUUUCAUUAAGGUUCGUAUUGUUUUGGAAAUCUUCCGACAAGUGCCUGAUGUAUAAUAUUCUUUUAGAUAAUUUUUGGCACAGAUUCCUGCCGAGCGGAGCCAGUCACCGUCCAGGUUCCAAUAAACCAAGAUUCAAUUGUAUUCCAUUGCGAGGAGAGGUAUUUGGUAAGUGAAACUUUGAAAAAUUUCAAGUUUUAGUCACAAGGAAAGCACUUCUAUGGGGUAUGGAGUUACCGGUCGAGACAUGUAUCAAAAAAUUCGCAAAAUUUUUUUGAUUCAGAAUAUGUAAAAAUUAGCUGCCUAAUUUUGGUCUAUCAACAAGUUUUAUCAACAUGUUUCUCGAGGAAAAGGUCGGCGGAAACAAAAGUGCGCUCGGUCUCUUCCUUCGAAAGAGAGCGGUGUGGCCGAGUGGUUAGAGCGCUAGACUGAGAAUUGGAUGGGAAGGGCUCCCUACGGGUUCGAUUCCUCUUGGGCGGAGAACUGUUUUUUUUUACGUUGGAACUACAAUUAAGGUGUAGUUUUAAUCAAAUUUUUUUGAUAUUUUGAAGCUUGCCGAGACACCAGAGUUUGUUUUAGCUCAAAAAAUUUUUUUGAAUUGGUAAACACUUGGUCAAAAAAGCAUUUGCUUGGCGUUGCGAGAAAAGUUCUGAUGAUUUUUUCGCCCUUACAAACCAAAGUUAGGCAGCUGGUUUUUAUAUAUGCUGAAUCAGAAAAAUUUUGCGAAUUUUUUGGUGUAUGUCUCGACCUGUAACAUACCCCAUAGAAGUAUUUUCUUUGUCAAAUUUUUGGCCAUUUUUUGGGGUUUUUUCUAGAAUUCCGGCCUGAUCGAGCUGGUGGACACGGCCCAACUCUUGGUCGAGCGCCCAACAUCUUCCGAUAUGACGGAAUGCGUGAUUUGUCACGACCAAAAGCGCAACGUGAUGUGCAUCCCGUGCGGGCAUUUUGCGUACUGUCAGGACUGCGCGCAGAAGAAACGCGGCGGCCCGAACUGCGCCAUAUGCUCGGUGCCGGUCCGAAAACACCAAAUCGUCCAAUUCCGCGCCCGAAAAUGCAUGGAGUGCACCGAUCGGGACACCAAAUGCGCCGGAGUUCAGUGCAUUUCAACGUCCUGUGGGUGCGCCACAUUCUGCGAAUCCUCGAAGGAUUAUAUCCAGACUUGUGGAUGGUGCAGAGAGUUUGUGGAACCCGACGGAAUCAACAGGAUUUUUGAUCCUUGA
Messenger RNA from Bursaphelenchus xylophilus (pine wood nematode), 2207 nucleotides. NCBI's taxonomy places the organism in Eukaryota, Metazoa, Nematoda, Chromadorea, Rhabditida, Aphelenchoididae. The record is from the annotation of a GenBank genome assembly.